GCAGUCACAAAACAAUGAAGCUGAAACAGGUGUAUCACCUGCUGGGAAUUUCCUUCCUGCUCUGCUCGUCAAGCCUUCCCACAGCCUUCGGCGUCCAUUACUCAGUGGUCCAGUUUCCAACAGAGGUCACUGCCAUCGUGGGAGACAAUGUUACCCUGAAAUGUGCCUUCUCCAUCCAGACUGGGAAGCCAACUUCAGCCAAGGGGGGCAUGUCCUGGUUGAAAGGCCCAAGGACGGCAGAAUCUGUGGUGGUCCCUGGACCCCGCUUCAGCCUGUCUUAUCCAGGCACCUUCCUCAGCCCAGGAGAGGGACUUCUGGUCAUCACCAAUGUCUCCUUGGAGGAUGCUGGGAGCUACACUUGCCAAGUGAUGGUGUUGGGUGAAGAGGAGACAUGCGGCAAUGGGGUCAAGCUCCAUGUUUAUGCUCGCCCCACCCACCCGGUCGUUUUCCUGCAGCUCCAGACUGAGCCUGAAUCCAAAUGGAGCCUCGUUUGCAGAACCGGAGGCUUCUACCCUGCUCCGGUGCGGCUCACGUGGUAUCAUUCUGGACUCCCGCUGAAUUCUUCCCAGCAGGAUUGUACAGAUCCCAACGGGUUCUCCCAGGCUUCUAGCUUCUUAGGUUUGCCUGAUCCUGACCAGAGGGCGAGCUACACUUGCAGCGUGGAGCACCCAUCGGUGUCCGAGCCAAUAAACGUUCAGUACUUUUAUGAACCACAGAGCCAGUUCUCUUCCCCGCCGUUGGUGAUUGAAGUUCUGAACCUGCUGAAGAUUGGGAUAAUCUUUGGCAUCACCAUCGCCUUUCUUGCACCAGUGUGCAUAGAUUGUUGCAAAAAGCAUUCAAGAAGAUCUCCGGUAGGUCAGGCUACAGAACUCCAACAUCAGGUCCUAGGAUCUGACAUCAAGGGGUACUUCUAAGGGCAAAGGCAGAUAUAG
Molecule: messenger RNA, 932 nt
Organism: Zootoca vivipara (common lizard)
Lineage: Eukaryota; Metazoa; Chordata; Lepidosauria; Squamata; Lacertidae
Product: immunoglobulin kappa light chain-like
Biological process (GO): cell-cell adhesion
Cellular component (GO): cell-cell junction; plasma membrane
Molecular function (GO): cell adhesion molecule binding
Source: RefSeq, a predicted model, not a curated record